UUAAGACGAGAUCAUAAUUAGCUAGACAUCAAGGAAGGAAUUCGCUAAGUUCGUCUGAGGGAUCUAGUUUGAAUAUCUCCUAUCGCCUAAGAUAACUCAAUACCUCUUCCACGACCAGCAUGAAAAUGACGUCGAGGCGCGAUAAAGAUGAACUUUGAUAACCGACCACCCGACGAUUUGCUCAUCUAAUAGUCACAAGUGGGUGAAAUAAGGACGCACUCUUACAGGAAGUUAGGGAGAAACGAGAUACGCAAUUACCAUAUACACGCGGACAAACAGAUGCAAUCAAAGGCUCGAGGCGUUAAAUAACCGGCGACUUUAGACACUUGUGGUAGUAAUUGCUAUACGAGGUCCGGUUAGGAGUAAGAAGAAACAAAAAUCCGUAGAAUGGCCAGAGUUUCUACACAUAUAGCAAUGUUCGUAGUUAUGUACCUAGCCACCACACAGGUCGUAGUAGAGAGUUUUACUCAAGGUUUUCUGCAUUUUCGCGCCACGGCGCCCCCAGUGAAGAAACAAGCGAACGACACGCCAUACAGAGAGGAGUUUUCUUGGCGUAUGGCCCUACUAAGGGAUAUGGCGAGAGACGAGAAACGCGAAGAGACGGCGGAGACGGCAGGCCGGCAGUCAGAUACCAGAGAGGCUCAAGACAUAUCUACAACACAACAAUUGUGCGCAAUGUUAGAAGCUCAAUGUACAACAACGCGGCUUAGACGCAAGGUGAGACUUCAGCAAGCUAGACGAGAUUUCUGUGCCGAAUUUGAAAUCUUAUGCCAACAGAGAUAGCCAACCCAAAUCAAAAUUCUGUAUACUAAAACACACUAGGAUAUUGUAAAAUUAUAAAUAAUACUUAAUAUUUUCUUGUAAUAAAAUAUGAGAGAAAUUUGAGAGUUGAAAAAAAGUUUGAAAAGACAUCCCAUUAAACAAAAAUGGCCAUUCAUCCAAGCACAUAAAAAUAUCAGCCUUUUGACCUCCUUAAUAAAGCAAAUGUUCAAGACUUUGAGAAAUAGUGUAUUCCUUUCAGAGAAGUUGAUAUAGAGGAAGGCAGACAUGAAAAGUUCUUCAGUGCUUCCAAUCUUCUAUUUUCUUCAAAACUGCCUCUCUCUUUUUUCUCUGUCUUCUUUUCUUUCCUCUUUUUUAGCACCUCACUCCUUCCCCCACUCCUUAAAAUAAUUCCAAAUUAAGUUCUUUUCAAGAGUUUUACCCCUGUCGAGGAGACUAUAGUCCUGAAAGAGACAAGGUUGGAGAAAAAGAUUUCAUGUAAAGAAAUACUGUAUGCCAUGGAGCAAGAAAAUAAACCACACAAAUUACACUAAACACUUUGCAAAUUGAUGGCUCAAAGUUGAAAUACAAAUGGGUCAUUUUUAGUAAUAAGCUGGCUAGCAGGCUCUUUAGUGGGAUAUUUCAGAAUCUUGGCAUUCAUGUACCAUGGGAACAGUAAUGUCCAAAUAAAUUCAUACUGUGCUAGCAGGCAAGUAAUGGUGUGCCUUUCGAAAUACCUUAACUAACACUCCUAAUAUCCUUAAUUAAAAUUUCUUUAGAAGCAAGUUGUAUGUGAAAUCAUGAUACAAUUAAUGACUUAUUACUACAUUUACACCUAUUAUUGUUACUAUAUUAUAUCCCAUAAAGAUCUUUAUUUAUUAAUGAUGGAAUAGGCAGUUUUAGUCUAUCCAAUAAAAUGGAGAUACCAUGCAGUAAAAAUUCCUCAGCUA
Molecule: messenger RNA, 1709 nt
Organism: Nematostella vectensis (starlet sea anemone)
Lineage: Eukaryota; Metazoa; Cnidaria; Anthozoa; Actiniaria; Edwardsiidae
Exons: 3
Coding region: 388-783 (131 amino acids)
Source: RefSeq, a predicted model, not a curated record